Molecule: messenger RNA, 1820 nt
Organism: Salvia miltiorrhiza (redroot sage)
Lineage: Eukaryota; Viridiplantae; Streptophyta; Magnoliopsida; Lamiales; Lamiaceae
Product: protein CANDIDATE G-PROTEIN COUPLED RECEPTOR 7
Exons: 1
Coding region: 208-1527 (439 amino acids)
Biological process (GO): transport
Cellular component (GO): Golgi apparatus; membrane
Source: RefSeq, a predicted model, not a curated record
GAAAAUGGAAGACAUCAGUAAUCCUUACUUAAUCCUUAUAAAUUUCUAGGAAGCUUCGGCAAGGCCGACAUGCGCUAAAUUCCUUGAGGAAGGGCGAUUGAAUAAAACCCCAAAGCAAGAAAUCUCAAACCAUUUCCUUUCCCCCUUUUCUUCACUCCACUCGACCCGAGACCGAGAGAGUGAGAUCCGACCCUACCCGACUCUAAAAUGUCUCUCCCUCUCCUCCUCCUAAUCCUUCUGGCCUCCGCCGCCCUCGCCGCGGCCGAGAUCCGGUCCACCGAGACCCGAUCCGAUGGCCGGCCCUUAAUCCUCCUCGACGAGUUCGGCUUCACCCACCGCGGUCAGCUCGAGCUCAACGUGACCCACCUCUCCCUCUCCGGCUCCGGAUCCAGCCCUGACCCGUCUGAGCUCUCCAAGGUCGGAUUCUUCCUCUGCACCAUCGACGCGUGGGCGCACGUGCUUCAGCAAAUCGAGGACGCGCAGAUCAACUGCGUCCUCGGAUCCGACGCCAUCAAGCGGGUCUUCACCUUCGACCAACUCCCCACCCCAACCGCCUCCGCCUUCAAUUUCUCCUACGCCGAGUCCUCGGCCGAUCAGUACACGCUCAUCUUCGCUAACUGCCUCCCGCAGCUCAAGGUCUCGAUGAACGUCCGCUCCGCGAUGUACAACUUGGAAGGCGGCAGGUCCAACCGCCGCGAUUAUCUCUCCGCCGGUAAAACAAUUCUACCUAGGGUUUACUUCCUGCUCUCCCUGAUCUAUUUCAUUAUGGCCGCCGUUUGGAUCAAUGUUUUGUACAAGAAGAGAUCGACUGUUUUUGGAAUCCAUUUCUUUAUGUUGGCUGUGGUAUUGCUGAAAGCUUUGAAUUUAGUGUGUGAGGCCGAAGACAAAUCGUAUAUUAAGCGCACGGGAUCGGCGCACGGUUGGGAUGUGCUGUUUUACAUAUUCAGUUUCUUGAAGGGCAUUACUCUGUUCUCCUUGAUUGUGUUGAUCGGGACUGGAUGGUCGUUUCUGAAGCCGUAUUUGCAGGAUAAGGAGAAGAAGGUUUUGAUGAUCGUGAUUCCCCUUCAGGUUAUCGCGAAUAUAGCUCAGGUUGUGAUUGAUGAGACGGGGCCGUUUGGGCAGGAUUGGAUCGCGUGGAAGCAGGUGUUCUUGCUCGUGGAUGUCAUCUGCUGCUGUGCCGUGCUUUUCCCCAUUGUUUGGUCGAUCAAGAACUUGCGCGAGGCUGCCAAGACAGAUGGCAAGGCUGCAGUCAAUUUGAUGAAGCUCACUUUGUUUAGGCAGUAUUACAUUGUGGUCAUAUGCUACAUUUACUUCACUCGGGUUGUGGUCUAUGCUCUCGAAACUAUUACUUCGUAUAAGUAUUUCUGGACUAGCGUUGUUGCGGGGGAGUUGGCUACCUUGGCAUUCUAUGUGUUCACAGGGUACAAGUUCCGGCCCGAGGUCCAUAAUCCUUAUUUUGUGAUUGAUGAUGAAGAGGAAGAGGCAGCGGCAGAGCAAUUGAAGCUCGAAGAUGAGUUUGAGUUAUGAAAGGAUGUAGCAUUUGCAUCCUCCUCCUAGUGAAGAAUGCUCUCCACCCCUUAUACAGGUUGUCUAGUUCUUCCUCUGUGUAUCUUUUUCUUUUUUACUUUGAUUUUAUUUUUCGCCAUGGUUUAUAUAUACAUGAACUAGAUUUCAAAUUCACAAAGUUGGAUUGUGUCUUGUCAAUUUUGUUGAAGAAAAUGGAUAGAUGAGAACUCUAGAGAAUAAUGUUGUUAUAAAUCUCGUUGAUCUUGCUGUAUCUUAGUCUUUGUAUGAUCGAUCAUGACAUGGCUUCUGAUUCA